Melampsora larici-populina 98AG31 is the source of this 1296-nucleotide messenger RNA. RefSeq lists its product as uncharacterized. The record is from RefSeq and is a predicted model, not a curated record. The coding region runs from base 1 to 1296 and encodes 431 amino acids. Gene Ontology annotation, biological process: clathrin-dependent endocytosis; intracellular protein transport. Gene Ontology annotation, cellular component: AP-2 adaptor complex; cytoplasmic vesicle. The transcript is spliced from 9 exons. NCBI's taxonomy places the organism in Eukaryota, Fungi, Basidiomycota, Pucciniomycetes, Pucciniales, Melampsoraceae. Gene Ontology annotation, molecular function: clathrin-cargo adaptor activity.
AUGAUCUCAGCUUUAUUCAUACUUAAUCUCAAAGGUGAAGUCUUAAUCAGUAGGUUAUAUCGUCCAGAUAUAAAACGUUCAAUCGCCGAUAUCUUUCGAAUCCAUGUAAUCUCAAACCCAGACGUUCGAUCUCCAAUCAUAACCUUAGGUUCAACCUCAUUCUUUCAUGUCAGACAUCAAAACUUAUACUUAGCAGCCGUAACGAAAUCAAAUGCGAAUGCAGCAAUCGUGUUUGAAUUUCUUUAUCGAUUGAUUAAUUUAACUCGUAGUUAUUUUGGUAAGAUGGAUGAAGAAUCAGUUAAGAAUAAUUUUGUUUUGAUUUAUGAAUUACUUGAUGAGAUACUUGAUUUUGGGUACCCUCAGAAUAGUGAAAUCGAUACCUUAAAGAUGUAUAUUACUACAGAAGGUGUUAAAUCUGAACAAGCUGUUCGAGAAGAUUCAUCCAAGAUCACCAUCCAAGCUACUGGUGCUACGUCUUGGCGAAGACAUGAUGUUAAGUAUCGAAAGAAUGAAGCCUUUGUGGAUGUGAUUGAAACAGUGAAUUUGAUCAUGUCUGCUAAAGGAAGCGUUCUUCGGUCGGAUAUUGAUGGUCAGAUUCUAAUGCGAGCUUAUCUAUCAGGUGCACCAGAAUGCAAGUUUGGUUUGAAUGAUAAAUUGGUACUUGAGAACACUGAUCGAACCAAAUCGAUUGGUGCAAGUCAUGAUGAUAGUUCAGUAGAGUUAGACGAUUGUCAAUUCCAUCAAUGUGUUAAACUAGGCAAGUUUGAUUCAGAUCGAACGAUUAGUUUUAUUCCACCUGAUGGAGAGUUUGAGUUAAUGAGAUAUCGAUCUACUACUAAUGUUCAAUUACCGUUUAGAGUUCAACCUAUUAUUGAAGAAAUCGGAAAAUCUUCUGUAGAUUAUACUGUUCAUCUUAAAGCUAAUUUCAAUUCUAAAUUAAAUGCUAAUAAUGUGGUGGUGAAGAUUCCAACGCCUUUGAAUACCACUAAAGUAGACUGUAAAGUUCAAAUCGGUAAAGCGAAAUAUGUUCCAGCUGAUAAUUUAAUUAUAUGGAAGAUCCCAAGAAUGCAAGGUCAAGCAGAUGCAACCUUAACAGCCGAAGCAACUUUAUCUGCCACCACUCAUCGAAAGACUUGGUCAAGACCUCCAAUCAAUUUAGAUUUUCAAGUUUUAAUGUAUACUUCUUCGGGUUUGUUAGUUAGGUUUUUAAAGGUUUUUGAAAAAUCAAAUUAUAAUUCCGUCAAAUGGGUUAGAUAUCUUACAAAGGCUAAUGGAACUUAUCAAGUUCGAUGUUGA